This is a messenger RNA of Nilaparvata lugens (brown planthopper), 4564 nucleotides long. RefSeq lists its product as uncharacterized. The record is from RefSeq and is a predicted model, not a curated record. Bases 1916 to 3667 code for a protein of 583 amino acids. Gene Ontology annotation, molecular function: zinc ion binding; nucleic acid binding. Lineage: Eukaryota; Metazoa; Arthropoda; Insecta; Hemiptera; Delphacidae. The transcript is spliced from 2 exons.
UUGUAACGUCCCUUUCUAUUGGUGGAAAUUUUUCUAGAGAAUAGUAACUGCCAAUCACAGUUGGUGUUGGUUAGGUCUAUUUAGUAUGGACGAUCUCACAGCUGUCCACCUCAAGACGAGAAAAGCGUAGUGGACUCACUCAGCGUCUGUCGACUGUCAUUAGCAGUACUAAAUGUAGUCUGUUCAGAACUUUGUAUUAAUCAUGGCUGCCAUGCCAGCUUUAGGCUUUUUUUAGUAUUUGGCUCUGGAACCUUUUGUUCCAGCAGCAUUUUUAGUCUUUUGCCUCUGUAGUCGCUUUAAUUGAGAAGAGAGAGAGAGAGUAUCAAAUUGUCACCUCACAAUGGAGAUUUUUCUCCUAUAACCGCUACUAAAGCGGUGUAAGUACGGGAACAUCAAGUAUGGGAUCAACGUACGAAUCCAUCAUUUCAUGGGUUCAUGAACGUGUGUCUUUAAGCCGCUGAGACGCCUCUGAAUCGAUGGCCGUCCUAGCUUGGGGUAUGCUGUCUCCUGUCCAUCUGGACGUGUAGAGCUCGAUCACCGAGCCUAGAUUCAAUUUGAAGAAACAGCUAUGAGGUAACAACUUUUUUCCAAAUUAAACGAACGUCCCAGGAACUCCGGAUGUGACAAAAUGGGUUUUAGUGACGACAGACUUUCAAUCAAUUAAAACGUGCGGAAUUAGACUUUUGUUAAAUCAUAAUUUUGAGAUAUUAUUGGGGAUAGAUAGAUUAUUAAUUUUAUUAAUUUGGUUUGAGUAAUAGAUUUUCGGUUGUAUCUUUACAUUGAAAAGUGAGGCCAUAUUUUCUCUGUAAGGAUCCAGCUGGGAAUUUCAGUUUUCUUUAAAUUUAUAAAUAAUUAUAAUCUUCUAAACUACUAAAAGUUGAAUGAGUACAUGAAUUUUUAAAUGUCCCUUAUUGAUUAAAUUAAUGUUUUAAAAUAAUUCUCAUCUUAAAGUUGUAAAGGAUCAAAUGAAGUUUCAAGGACCCUAACCUUUCCUAAAUUUGUUUUGAUGACAUAUAUUUUUGAAUAGUUUUUUUUAAGGUAGUAUACCAUGAUGUGAUACUUGAGGAAUGUUUGUCCUUGCAGCGUUCAUGAUAUAAAGAUACUAAAUAGUUAUUAUUGGGGGGGAUCAUUAAUAUUUGAUAAUGUUUUGAUAGUGUUUUAAAGUUUCCAAGUGUGUUCAAAAUUUAAUGUUCUAAGAAUUUUAUGAAUUUUAUGUGGAUCUUUUCUUAAAAUAUUUAUUGUUAUUUAUGAUUAACUUCUGAGACAUAUCGAUGAUAAUUUUCAAUAAUUGCUCUUUUGAAAUUAGAGUCCUUUAAGCUUUUAUGAUUCAAUCUAAAACGUUUUAAAAUGUAGAGCAUACAGAGUAGGUUAUUACCGAAUUAAGUAUAUCAGAGAUAACUUUCUAAAUUUAGUAAUUUUAUUUUCGGUUUUCAUGAUUCUUCUUCUUGUUUUAUUUGUUGUUUAUUGAUUUCUUUGUUUUAUUAACUUCUUUGUUUUAUUAAUUGUUGAAUUCACUGUAAGAGGUGACAAUAUAAUUGAUACCUUCUCUCUAUUUCGUUGUCUCUCUUGUCAUUUCUGGUUUCCCGUUCUCUAGCACUAGGUAUGUUUAUCAAGCAUCCCUUUUAUUAAGUUAUAUUGUGUGUGCUUCUAAAUUCUAAAUUCAAAAUUAACUUUCUAAAUUCAAAGCACGGCACAAUUCGCUGCGCCACUCUGCUACUUUCUUGAUUUUUUUAAUGUAUUGAUCACGAUUUAUUCUUGAAAAGGCUUGAUAACAUACUUGUGGCCGGGGAAUUCUCGAUUCCAGUAAUGAGUUUGCAUCAGCAGACGGCUGCUGAGUUUUGAUUUGAUGUGAACUUGAAGCUAAAGUAACUUAGAAUUUAUUGUUUGAGACAAAGAUUUUAUCUAUAUUAUUAUCAUGACUGACAACAAUGUGUCAGUGACUGCUCAAAGUUCUGGACCGUCUGUCCAAGAGACCCAAACGCCCGGGACAACUGAUCCGGCGCCAAGAGAAUUAUUCUGGAUAGUCAAAAGUGAGGUUGAGUCACGUUUGUCUUCUAGUGGUCCACCUGGAUUACUAGCUAGACCUUUAAAUCCUAAUCAUUUGGUCAAGGGUGAAUUAUUUUUUGAGAUAGAAACCUUGGGAACGCCAAGUAGUAAUCUUAGUGAUCUUAGUGUGGAUGAGUUAAGAAAGAAAUACAGGGAGUUACGAAAGGAAAACAUUGAGAGUAAUGGUAAAAUAUUCCGUGGAGUAUUCAAUCCUCAAUCAGCUUUGGCCGAAUUGGUGCCUAUUAGUAAAAUUAUAUCAAAUCUUGAUAGUUGGAGUACUCAAAUUGCAGCUGCAGUUGAGGGUGAUAGUCGAAAGGAGUUGUUCUAUAAAUGUCAUUCAAAUGUGUUGCAUGCUGCAAAUAGAAUCAUUCAUUUGUUAACUUAUGCCCGUGAAUCCUCUAAUGAAAAUUUAAUUUCAGAAUUGAAUCGAUAUUUGGACGCUUUGUGUGAGACAAAUGCGCGCUUAAUUGAGUGGCAGCAUUGCAUAGCAAGCCGGGGUGCAUCGCCUAUCCCAUAUUCGACUGCAAUGUCGAGCCCUGCCGUUGGGGAUGCCGAAGCUGGGACUUCUCGAACUGUCGUGGCACCGUUCGUCAGUGCUGGUAGGCCAAACACUUCCCAGGUUGGUACAGAGACUGGUGCAUUGCCCCGUGCGCGCCACCCGAACUUAACCUUGACUAUACCGCCACCAAUGUCUCACAAUUUUGUCCCGGUCGCUCAAAACCAAACUAGAGUCAAUCAAAAUUACUCAGCUAUGGAUUCACAUGCCCACAUGGAACCAAAUUCAUUUGCGAGAGACACGGUCCCAUCAUCAUUUGGAACUCUGUAUAACAAACUUCAAAAUCCCAUUGAGAGCCUGUUGAAGGAUCUACCUGUAACGGAUGGUCUGACGGUGGAAAAAUUAUUGAAAUUCAUUAGUGUUGCUUUAAAAAUUCAGAAUCAAUUUGGUAUAGGGGAUAACCAAUUAUUUCAACUAUUACAGCCUUUUGCACUCGGUCCCUUGUGCGACCGAUUGAGUUUUGCAGUUAAUUCUGGCAAUACUUUCGACCAAUUUCAUGGAGACAUUUUGAGAUAUUUUAUUCCUCAGAGACUGCUUUCUGCUAUUGAAAGACAGGAGUUUUAUCGCCUCCAAAGAUCCAAAGAGCCGUUGUCUAGUUACAUUGUAUCAGUAAGAGAGGCUGCUUGUCUGCUCAGACUCAAUUUACAGGAGUCGGAGAUAGUGCAUACUAUAUGUUCAGGUUUGAAUCCAGAGGAAAGGUCUCGCCUCAUUUUUCUAGGUCGUCCCACAACUUUUCAGGAGUUAAAUGCGAUGAGUGUACAAGCUCAAAACUUGACUUUUGCCGACCAGGAGCGAGUCCACAUUGAACGAUCUAGAGUUAAUAAUCCCCAUCAACAAGAAAAUUCGAGAGGCUAUAGUGAUAAGAAUUGUUUCAACUGUGGUAAGAGAGGUCAUUUAGCUCGAUAUUGUAGGUCAAGACCAGUUAAUCAGGAGACCCAAAAUCGUAGCAAUGUUGAAACUGCCAAGCCGAAUCAGAAUGUUUCCAACAGGAAUGCAAAUGUCAAAUGUUUUACAUGUAAUCGUUUGGGUCACUACUCUCGAGAUUGUAGGUCAAAGAAGACCUGACUAGUGAAUUCAUGUUCAAAAUUUAAGCCCGGUAAAAAUUGUAAUGCAAGACGGAUUUCCCGGAAAAUAAAUUCGAAUGAAUAUGAUUGUCAUUCCAAAAGUAAGGUUAUUUCAUGUUUCUCCUCUUUCAAUAAAUGUAACACGAAAUUUUCAAAUAAGAGUCAUCAAGCUCUGCACAAACGUCACCCAGCUAAACCCAAAGUCAAAGCUGCUACUGAUGAUGUUAUGCCUAUUAUCAGAUGUCAGUUGGGAGUAUGUGGAUAUGACACACCUGCAUUGAUAGACUCAGGUGCGGUGAAAUCAAUUAUUUCUAAAUCUGUUCUGGAUAAAAUGCUUGCUAACGGUGCAAAUAUCAGUUAUUUUGAGGAAAACUUUGUCUGUACUACGGCUAAUCAAACCACUUUGCUUCUCAAGAAAUCGGUGUAUUUAAAGAUUAAAAUUGAAAAUUUCACUUGGAAAUUUAAAUUUUUUUUGGCGGAAAAUUUAGCAGUCCCCAUUAUCUUGGGAUGUGAUUUCAUUCUUCAUUCUCAAUUGGUACUAAACCUUUUUAAUAAAUGUUAUUUUUUUGGUUUCAAACCAAAUUUCAAAUUCAUGUUUGUAAACAACUGGAAAUCUCUAGUAUCUUCACUGACUGCUUCGGUCGGAAUCCCGGACAUGAAUGGCGACUUGUCUAUAGAGGAGAAAGCUCGUUUGGAUGAAAUUCUUCACAACUUCAAUGAUGUUUUAACCAAGAGACUAGGCAAAACAAAUCUCAUGGAAUAUAAGAUCCGGUUAACAUCAACAGAGCCGGUGCGAAGACCUCCUUAUCAGUUGAAUCCAAUAAAGAGAGAGAUUGUUGAUACUAAGGUUAGGAAAAUGCUUCAAGAAGGUGUAAUAGAAAGAGCUAUUUCCAAUUAU